Molecule: messenger RNA, 1482 nt
Organism: Cylicocyclus nassatus
Lineage: Eukaryota; Metazoa; Nematoda; Chromadorea; Rhabditida; Strongylidae
Source: the annotation of a GenBank genome assembly
AUGAAAGAAAAUGCUUUGAAAGCGGUCAUAUUUGAUAUGGGCGGAGUGCUAAUUGAUGCGCCGUUUGGAUUUUGGAAAGAUAUGGAGACAAAUCGAACGUUCGAUGGGGGUUCGCUUGUUUCUACACUAUUCAAAUCUCCUAUCAAAGAGCAUUUCGAAGCGCUAGAGCGAGGAGAGACCACAGCGGAGGAUUUUGACCCAUUGUUCACUCAUUUCUUUAACAAACAGCACAACCGCACGGAGAAUCUUAUCCCGAUCAUUUCUUCUGUUAUCAAUGGGAUCCACAACAAGAAGAUUUUACCGGAGAUGGCUUCUCUGCUAAGAGACUUGCGCUCAGUUGGAAUCAAAACAGCCUUGCUCACAAAUAAUUUCUAUGCUGACCGAGCCCGCCUUUCCCCAACGAUUCCGAGAGGCAUCGAGAAAUAUUUCGACGUAGUUGUAGAAUCGUGUAGGACUGGUAUGCGAAAGCCAGAAUAUGCUGUAUACAAUCACGUGUGCAAUCUCUUGAAGGUCAAACCAGAAGAGUGUGUGCUACUCGAUGAUUUGGGUGCGAAUGUCAAAGCUGCCAGGGCCAUCGGCAUCUUCACUAUUAAAGUCACAUCUCCCCUGCAAGCUACUGAAGAAGUAAGGAGCAAACUGGCAGAUCUUUUCGAAUUUCCGCCAAACACUAGGGAUUGUUUGCCAAAGGAAAGACUACCAGAGGAAAAGUUGCAAAAGUUUAUCCAAAAGGAACUGGGUUUGGCUGGGUGCAAUCCAUUUAUCGUUCGUCGUUUCGGCCAUGGACAGUCAAAUCCUACCUAUUAUAUCAAAGCUGGAGAUACGGAGCUCGUGCUAAGAAAGAAGCCGAGCGGCACCUUACUACCAAGAGCGCAUCAAAUCGACAGAGAAUAUGUGGUAAUGAAAGCACUUCGAGGCACAUUGCCCGUUCCAAAAGUUCUAGUCUACAACGAUAGCCUCCUUGACACACCAUUUUACAUCAUGGAAUACACAAAAGGUCGAAUAUUCAUGGAUCCAACCCUAUCUGAUAUGGAUCCAAAGGAUAGAAAGGAAAUCUACGAAGAAGCAAUUACUACUCUGGUCAAGCUUCAUAGAACUGAUUUUUACAAACUUGGGCUGGAGAAUUAUGGCAGAAAAGACGCAUAUAUGGCAAGGAAUCUCCAACGAUGGUCAAGAAACUAUGAGAUGGCAAAAACAGAAGAGAUAACAGAAAUGAAUCAUCUGCUGCUGUUUUUGGGGAAGAAUUUACCGAAGGACAAUCAUACCGCCACCCUAGUACAUGGAGAUUUUCGGCUUGACAAUCUCGUCUUUCAUCCUACCGAAAAUAGGGUCGUUGCCGUGCUGGAUUGGGAAACUUCUACAAUUGGGGACCCACUCUCAGAUCUCGCAACAUUUCUAUUCGCUCACUACAGCCCGAGCAGAAACAAUCUUUUGGCUGGAAUGGGACAUCUAACCGAACGCGAUCUCCAAGAUCUCAAAAUAUAG